CUGCCCUGAAGAGAGCCAAGUCGAAGUGUUUUGUCCCUCUUCGCUCUCCGUAUGAAAAGUUGGGCGGAGAGGUCACAGGCAUGGCGGCCGUUAGGAGAACCCAGCCUAAGACAACAUGGAAGAUGCAACUCAGAUGCUGUGACCACUAGAACAGCUCUUCUGCAUCACAGAGCUGUGAGGGAACAGGGAACUGUAGUCUUCAUGUCCUUCCCAGCCUGGACCCUCUUUAUGGAGCAGGAGCUGGGGAAGGGAGAAUGAUCACCACCACUCACCUUGAUGGGAAAGCUGACAACCUUGCCUACAGGUCUGAUAUGUGCAUCUGUAAGUGUCCGUGCAGCCAAAGAAGAGGAUCCCAGAAAGCAGCUAGUGAAACCAGAGCAGCUCCCCAUAUAUACUGCACCACCUCUCCAAUCUAAAUAUGUUGAAGAACAGCCUGGUCAUUUGCAAAUGGGCUUUGCUUCCAUCCGCACUACAACUGGUCGUUAUGUUGGCUGGUUCAAGGGUGUAUAUGUCUUUGUGAAAAAUGGGAUAAUGGAUACGGUACAAUUUGGGAAAGAUGCAUAUGUUUAUCUGAAGAAUCCGCCUGGAGAUUUUCUUCCCAAAAUUGGAGUGAUUACAGUUUCAGGAUUGGCAGGCUUGGUUUCAGCAAGAAAAGGUUCUAGAUUUAAGAAAAUUGCUUAUCCACUGGGACUAGCCACUGUAGGAGCAACUGUUUGCUACCCAGUUCAGUCAAUAAUCAUUGCAAAGGUAACUGGGAAAAAGGCAUAUGCUGUAAGCCAGCAAAUCUAUGAAGCAGUUAAAUCAUUGUGGACAAAAAGCAACAAAAAAGAAUCACUCCCUGAACCUAAAGAAAAAACUGAGGUGGAGUUUCAGUGGACCAAAAAGGUAGGAAGUUAUGCUGAAACAGAAAUACCUACAAAGACAACUCAAGCCCUGAAACAUUCAGUGCCUUUGCCAACAGAACUCAGCUCCGAAACAAAGACCAAAUCAGAACCCACCUCAGGUGCUACACAGUUUAUACCUGACCCCAAGCUCAUGGAUCACGGGCAGUCCCAUCCAGAAGAUGUAGAUAUGUACAGCACUAGAAGCUGAGAUAGACUGCAUAGAGAACUACGAGAUGUGUGAAGAUGCAAAUAAUGAUGAAAAAAAUCAUGUAAUGGGUAAACUGUGAUACAUAGAGUAUAACCUAAAUCAAGUGUUUUCCCCUUACGUUCUGCAAUGUAGAGUUUGAUCAGUCACGUCAGUGAUAAUAAACUGAAUGCAAUCCAGACAGUAUUAAAUGAUUAGUGAGGAGACAGUGGUAGAAGUACUAGGAUGCAUUUGAUGACUUUUAAGAAUAUUUAUAAGAGACCAAAAUGGAAUAAAAACAUGAACACUGAUGAGGCUAAAAUCUGAAAAUAUGUACGUAUAUCUACACAAACAUAUCUGCUCUAGCUUUUCCAAAUUAGUGUCAGCGAAAUUAGAAUGAUGUGUGGAAGGCCAUCCCCUUGCCUUUUUUUUGCAUUUUCCAGAGCUGGAAUAAAAUAUGCAUAUU
Messenger RNA from Loxodonta africana (African savanna elephant), 1534 nucleotides. RefSeq names its product apolipoprotein O like (gene APOOL). Gene Ontology annotation, cellular component: MICOS complex. Lineage: Eukaryota; Metazoa; Chordata; Mammalia; Proboscidea; Elephantidae. The coding region runs from base 277 to 1092 and encodes 271 amino acids. The record is from RefSeq and is a predicted model, not a curated record. Gene Ontology annotation, biological process: cristae formation. The transcript has 10 exons.